Molecule: messenger RNA, 2001 nt
Organism: Urocitellus parryii (Arctic ground squirrel)
Lineage: Eukaryota; Metazoa; Chordata; Mammalia; Rodentia; Sciuridae
Gene: Htr1b
Product: 5-hydroxytryptamine receptor 1B
Biological process (GO): positive regulation of MAPK cascade; chemical synaptic transmission; vasoconstriction
Cellular component (GO): plasma membrane
Molecular function (GO): G protein-coupled serotonin receptor activity
Source: RefSeq, a predicted model, not a curated record
UCUUCAAGCAAUACCUCUCCCUUCUCCACUUUGUUUCUCCAGAGAGCAAAACCAGAGCUGGGCUGGGUGGGUCAGUUCUUCAGGUACCAGGGCUAGGACAGGGCGUGGAGAGGAGCAGUCAGUAACGCAGACGCAGCGCCAGGCGCACUGGAAGUGCAGAGGACGCGCCCGCCUGCUUGCCUGCUGCGCGGGUGACCUCUAGUUUCAGCUAGGAACCUGGGCGGAGGAGUUACAAAGAAACCCACGGAACUGACUUCAAGGCGAGACCUGACUGUGGUCUCUAUGAACCUUCCAUUUUCUGCUGUCCUCCUCGUCCGCUCCAUGCCCAAGAGCUGCGCUCCAGAGCUAGGGCCAGAAGAGCCAUGGAGGGACCGAGUGUUCAGUGCGCCCAGCCGCCGCCCGCGGGAUCUCAGAUCGGGGUACCCCAAGCCAACCUCUCUGCUGCUCCCUCCCACAACUGCAGCGCCGCCGAGAGCUACAUUUACCAGGACUCCAUUGCCCUGCCCUGGAAAGUACUGCUGGUUGUGCUGCUGGCGCUCUUCACCUUGGCCACCACGCUUUCCAAUGCCUUUGUGAUUGCCACGGUGUAUCGGACCCGGAAGCUGCACACCCCGGCUAACUAUCUGAUAGCUUCCCUGGCCGUCACCGACCUGCUCGUGUCCAUCCUGGUGAUGCCCAUCAGCACUAUGUACACGGUUACAGGCCGCUGGACACUGGGACAGGUGGUCUGCGACUUCUGGCUGUCGUCGGACAUCACCUGUUGCACUGCUUCCAUCAUGCAUCUCUGUGUCAUCGCCCUGGACCGCUACUGGGCCAUCACGGAUGCCGUGGAGUAUUCAGCUAAAAGGACUCCCAAAAGGGCGGCUGUCAUGAUCACUCUGGUGUGGGUCUUCUCCAUCUCUAUCUCUCUACCGCCCUUCUUCUGGCGUCAGGCCAAAGCCGAGGAAGAAGUGUUGGACUGCUUAGUGAACACCGACCACGUCCUCUACACGGUCUACUCCACGGUGGGUGCUUUCUACUUACCCACCCUGCUCCUCAUCGCCCUCUACGGCCGCAUCUAUGUGGAAGCCCGCUCGCGGAUUUUGAAACAGACGCCCAACAAGACCGGCAAGCGCUUGACCCGAGCCCAGCUGAUCACAGAUUCCCCUGGGUCCACGUCCUCUGUCACCUCCAUUAAUUCGCGGGCUCCCGAUGUGCCCAGCGAAUCUGGGUCUCCAGUAUAUGUGAACCAAGUCAAAGUUCGAGUCUCUGACGCCUUGCUGGAAAAGAAGAAGCUCAUGGCCGCUAGAGAGCGCAAAGCCACCAAGACCCUGGGGAUAAUUUUGGGAGCUUUUAUUGUGUGCUGGCUGCCCUUCUUCAUCAUCUCCCUGGUGAUGCCUAUCUGCAAGGAUGCCUGCUGGUUCCACAUGGCCAUCUUUGAUUUCUUCACGUGGCUAGGCUAUCUAAAUUCCCUCAUCAAUCCCAUCAUCUAUACCAUGUCCAAUGAGGAUUUCAAACAAGCAUUCCAUAAACUGAUACGUUUUAAGUGCGCAAGUUGACUUGCCAAUUGCAGUGGGGUCGCCUAAGCGACCUUUGGGGACCAAGUUGGGUCUUUCCACAGGUAGGUGGAAUCUUCUUUCGCUGUUACUGGGUCCGAACAAGGCUCUCUCUUCUGGGCAAGGGCAAUGGAUCCUGAGAAGCCAGGACAGCCCUGAGAGCUCUGAAAGGAGAACUGUUCAAACUAAAUGUAGAGCUUCCCUGCUGAGGAGAAGGUUCACCUCCUCCCCUCAAACCUUGGGCUCAGCACAGAUACUGCGGCAGCCAAUCACAAAUGGGUUUGCAACUUAAAAAUUGAUGAUGGAUAGGUGAUCCCUGCCCUGCUUUAGUAUCACGGAUGAUGUCCUCUAAAGCCAGUGGUACUUGUAGUUGUUGUCUGAAGCCUGUCUGAGACAGAUCUACAAACAGCCUGGCAGUACUUGAACUAGACACUUAAUACCCUGUGUUUUGGGGAGAACAUUGUGU